AUGGGUACGCGUAUACUGGAUAGCGCGGAUGUUGCGAGGAUCCAGGCGGUAGUCCAACUCAUGAAAGAGUACCUGGAGAGAUCCGACGAGAAGAUGCCUACUGCUUACCGUGCCAUAAAACCAUUGGACUUGCGCAGUAAGGUGGAGGCACUCGUGGUGAAGGCAACGAUGGCUCAAGAAACGUUCGCGUCGAAACUCUGCAAACUGGCGAAGUGCGCACCCGGAGAUCCGAAGGACGUUUGGCAAACGCACAAGGUCCACUUGACCCAGAUAAUGGAGGCUUUGCGCGUCCAGUAUCCUGCUGGUCACUGGGCCACGUCAGCGGUCCGAAGCGAGCAGCAGAAGACAGAGAUCAUGUUGGGGUGA
This is a messenger RNA of Dacryopinax primogenitus, 366 nucleotides long. RefSeq lists its product as uncharacterized. The record is from RefSeq and is a predicted model, not a curated record. Lineage: Eukaryota; Fungi; Basidiomycota; Dacrymycetes; Dacrymycetales; Dacrymycetaceae. The coding region runs from base 1 to 366 and encodes 121 amino acids. The transcript is spliced from 4 exons.